This is a messenger RNA of Trypanosoma grayi, 1611 nucleotides long. Its product is annotated as actin-like protein. Lineage: Eukaryota; Euglenozoa; Kinetoplastea; Trypanosomatida; Trypanosomatidae. The record is from RefSeq and is a predicted model, not a curated record. Gene Ontology annotation, molecular function: nucleosome binding. The coding region runs from base 1 to 1611 and encodes 536 amino acids. Gene Ontology annotation, cellular component: Swr1 complex. The transcript has a single exon.
AUGAGUGGGGCCCAGCCGGUGCUUGUCAUCGAUAACGGCGGCUACACGCUCAAGGCGCUGUACAUUCCUGAUGUCUCCAACACAACGGCGCUGCCGCCGCGGCAAGUUGUUGUGCCGAACUGCGUCGGCGCCGCGUCGUUUGCUGGACGUGGCAUUGUCGGCGAGCAGCUCUUUAAGCUGCCGCACUUUCAUGGCUUCAUGCUGCGUCGGCCCGUGGAUCGUGGCUUUGUCGUCGACGCAGCGCUGCAGAGCUACAUUUGGGAGUACCUGCUGCAGUACUUCGCCAUCGCAGAUGAAAGCGAUGUGGAACUCGUCCUUACGGUCCCGUUCGCGGCGCCGAAGCAGGUGGGGGAGCUGCUGCAUUAUUUGGUGGCGCAGCGGUUUACGUUCCGCGCCGUGACGCUCGUGAGUGCGACGUUCCUCGCGCUUGUGGCGGCCGCCUCUCGGGAAUGUCUCCACGGCUGCACGAGUAGUGGGCACAACGAGAAGGUUAGUGCCAGAAGAAGCAGCAGCAGCAGCAACAACAACAACUGUGACAGCAAUAGCGGCAUUGACGGUGGAUGUGGAAUUGUGGUAGACUUCGGAUUCUCCGCCACAACGGUGGUGCCGUACAUCGACUUCCUCCCGGUGCGGGAAGCCGCUGUGCGUAUUGAUGUUGGUGGUAAACUCCUGGCGAAUCGUCUCAAGGAACACAUCUCAUUUACGCAGGUAAACAUGGCGGAGGACGGCUGGCUCGUCAAUCACAUUAUGGAGCGCUGCUGCCACGUCGCGCUCGACCCGCUCACGUCUCUGCGCACUGCACAGCGGCAGAAGCGGCGCAGCAGCAAGAGCAGCAGUGCAGAACUGCGGUACUACUUGCCGACAGUGCCGCCCCUCAUGCCGCUGGGCUGCCGCGAGGAGGAGCUGCACGCUGCUCUCGCCAGCACAGCGAGUGGCGAUGCAUUGGGACAGGAGCGGCACCUGCUGCAGCACCUCGUGUUCCGCCACGAGGCGUUUGUAAUUCCGGAGCUGCUCUUCCACCCUGUGGAUGUUGGUAUUCAGCAGAUGGGCGUUGUGGAGGCAAUUGUGUGCGGCAGCGGCAGCAAGGGGCCGCUGCGUCACGCCCCAACGUUGCACGAAGCGCUGCAACGCCACAUCGUCGCGUUCGGUGGAACCGCCAAGUUCCCACAGUUGCGUGACCGACUCAAUAGCGACCUGCGGAAGGAGCUGGCCCGCACGUCGGAACUGGCGGCGGCAGCAGCAGCGGCGACAUCAACAUUAUCAUCAUCAUCUUCAGUGCCAGCAACAGCAGCAGAAGCAGAAGCGAAUGAGACAAUUACAGAACCGUUGCAGCAGCUGGUGGAGAGGAGCCGCAUGGCACCAGGAGCCAUUGACACAAACCAGAAUGCCAUCGGGUAUUCGCCUCACGACAGCGAGCUGCAGCCGCUCUACGGCGCCCUCGCACUUCUGACGUCUCCGCUCCGUCAAUCGCAGCUCCACCUCGUACAGAGCCGAAGCCGUGUCGACCUCACAGGCUUGCGCACGAUGAAGACAGGAAUGCGGCGCAUGCAAGGGAUAACAGCACAGAAAACACAGAAGGCUCUUCAGGACGCGCUGCACUGCCUCCUCUGA